AUGUCAGUCGACAGGUAUUCCGGAAUGGAGGGGACUGAACACAUUAGGUUUCAGAGACUGGUUCAAGUGUGCAAUAAAGCAUUGGAAGAAAGCAUAAGGAAGCUACAGUCCUGGGAGAAGAUACAUGAGUGCUUCCCGAACUAUGGUCAAACAAGAGAAGGGAUAGAAAAUCUUACAGUUUGUCAACAGCAAGUAAUCAAAUUAUGGUCAAAUCUUUCAAGAGUUGAAUUUGACGCGAUAUUUCACGAGCGAUCGAUUGAAGAGAAAUUAAAUCAACUAGAUGAUCUCAUAAACAAGGCAAGAAGCAUAGAUACUUCUUCUUCUAGCAAGAAGCUGCGAAAAAUUGAUGAUUUAAGGCCACUGGAACUAAUUGAAGGGAAUUUACAGGGUGCUAAAGAAUCGACACUCGAAAGGAUUAAUAAUAAAUUACAGAUAAUAAAAGAAUCUAACGAAGCGUUGGAGACAAAUUUAAAGGACCUCAAUGACAAUAUAUUUCAAGAAUUGGACCAGUUGCAACAGGUUUAUGACGAUAUGUUAAACGAAAAGUCCAUGCUACCUGACGAAACGAUAAAGCAGGCAGUUAGUGACAUGAUAAUUGAAUCAAGACAGACAUCAUAA
Kluyveromyces lactis is the source of this 618-nucleotide messenger RNA. RefSeq names its product MIND complex subunit NNF1 (gene NNF1). The record is from RefSeq and is a predicted model, not a curated record. NCBI's taxonomy places the organism in Eukaryota, Fungi, Ascomycota, Saccharomycetes, Saccharomycetales, Saccharomycetaceae. Gene Ontology annotation, cellular component: MIS12/MIND type complex. Gene Ontology annotation, biological process: chromosome segregation. The transcript has a single exon. The coding region runs from base 1 to 618 and encodes 205 amino acids.